Molecule: messenger RNA, 3169 nt
Organism: Trematomus bernacchii (emerald rockcod)
Lineage: Eukaryota; Metazoa; Chordata; Actinopteri; Perciformes; Nototheniidae
Gene: coq4
Product: coenzyme Q4 homolog (S. cerevisiae)
Exons: 7
Coding region: 891-1658 (255 amino acids)
Biological process (GO): ubiquinone biosynthetic process
Cellular component (GO): mitochondrion; mitochondrial inner membrane
Source: RefSeq, a predicted model, not a curated record
UCACCGUCUUUUUAAUGAUACCAAAGAACGACAGGUGUGUUUUAUAGUUCAACAGCAGACAUGCAAAGGGUGUAAUUCAACAGAAAGAUGAUUGAACCUUGUCAGUAAAUCUUCUUUGACAGUUAUGUUAUCAUUGUUAAGAUUACAUCUCUGUACAAAUGCCAGCCACACCCGUUCAUGGGAACAGACUAAAUGUUCUGACAGUUGAAAUGUGGAAAAACAAAACAACUUUUAUGUGAUUGAUCUACGCAGCAUAAAAAACCCAAGUGAUUCAUUUAGGUGAACUAUUCUGAGAUGUACAAUUAAUUUGUUUGUAAUAUAUGAAUGUUAAAACACAAAUGAUUAAAAGAAGUGAGACUUGAAAAAGAGAACUUUUUCAAACAUCUAACCGUAAAUAGGAAGUCAAUGGAAGAUGAGGAAUAAGGUACAAAAAAGAGAAGCUCAGAAAUAAAAAAGUGAAGUGCGUGAAACUGUAAAAAGGAUGUUUUGAUUUAGCUCUUUAAAGUGUUGUAUAAUGAAAAAUAUCUUUUUGAAAAAUAUAUUUUUGAAAAAUGCCGGGAAAGGAACGGGGUGGAGCUCGAAUGUGAGGUGGAGCCUGUGGAUGUGAGCGUUUCCUCUUUCAUAACAAAGCAACAACACGCAGGAGCCACAGAGCUGGAACCACAGGUAGGCUAGCCUGUUUUCGCUUUACUUUUCAGACACGCUACACCGUCAAUUCUCGAAAUGAAUAACCAAACCCAAUAUGAAUCAUUUUUAACAGCUUCUGAGUCAAAUCCCUUUCGAUACUGCGCCACUCUAACACCAUGUUUUUUCCAGCUAGUUCGGUGUGUGGCUAACUAAAGACAUCGCAACACUUUCCACAAGACAGUGACUAAGACAGCAGCACACAAAUGUUCCCACAAACACUGUGUGUCCACCAGGUGCACAGCAGUAGCACUAGGUUUACAGACGGCUGCUAUGAUGGGCUGUAUCCUGGACAUAUCCACACCACUCCCAUCCAGAAAGCCCUGUUGGCUGUGGGGUCAGGAGUGGCUGCACUACAAAACCCCUACAGACAUGACAUGGUUGCAGUGCUGGGGGAGACAACAGGACACCUAGCGUUGAUAAAUCUCAGGGAAAAGAUGAGAAACGACCCUGAAGGCUACACUAUCCUAUCAGAAAGGCCCAGAAUCCGUCUGUCUACGCUUAAUCUGAGCGAGAUGGCCUCUCUGCCCGACGGAUCUUUUGGGAGGGAAUACUGUCGUUUCCUGGAGGACAAUCAUGUGACUCCAGACUCAAGGGCAGACGUGAAAUAUGUGGACAAUGAGGAGUUAGCUUACGUUAUGCAGAGAUACAGAGAGGUCCAUGAUUUACUGCACACCUUACUGGGCAUGCCCACCAAUAUGUUGGGUGAAGUGGCAGUGAAAUGGUUUGAAGCUGCUCAGACUGGCCUUCCCAUGUGUACGCUUGGAGCUGUGCUGGGGCCACUGCGGUUGAAUCCAAGCCGUCUACAGCAGCUGUUCACAUCCUUGGGCCCUUGGGCUCUUCACAAUGGUCGUCGGGCCCGCUGCGUCCUCAGUAUCUUCUACGAGAGACGAUGGGAGCAGAACAUCGAAGACCUCCGACAAGAGCUCAACAUAGAGCCACCUCCUGUCAUACUCAGUGCUACCAAGAAGUGAAACACAUGAGUAAAGACAACAACAACAAAACAAGAAGCAAAAUGAAGGAAUCGCCCUAGCUAAAGACUUUUUAAGCUGGGAAAAACUGAAACAUUUGAAGGGGCGUACACUAGAGAUGGACGUUAGUAACUACUGAGGAAGUGAGGAAAUUGCACAGAUACUAAACUUUGGGUUUCCCAAUUAUGUGAAUCACUUUGAGUGCCGUAAAUUAUUCUGAUGAAUUGCUUGAGUUUUUAUGCCUUCCUUAUGCUGCUGAAAAGAUCCGGUUCAAAAUGACAGGUUCAGUCACUGUUGUUGAGAAUGUGAGAGGAAGUGUGUAUUGGUUUAAAGAAGAAAAGUACAUUAAUAACUGUAUUAUGCCAUUAUCAAAUAUUACCUAUAAACUGGUGUGUCAUCUGUAAUCGGGUUUGAAAAGUAGGGAUGCACUGAUCCCUUACUGAGUUUUGGAUAUGAUAUUAGACAGGGAACAAUGUAAAAUCCCAUAUUAUACAUUAGCCUAAACAAUCAACAACUGUCAUUGACGUGUAGGCUACAUUGAGUGUUGAGUUAUAUCAAGUAUUUUACACUAGAAUUGUUUUUCCUCUGUUAUUCUAAAUACCCAGAUUUAACUUUUGCACAAAGCUGCACUUUCAACAAUUCAUGAGUGUUUUAAAUGGCUUCUUUUGCAAAGUGCAUUGAUACCAAUUAUAUAUUAAAAGCCUGCAGAAUGGUAUUGAGCCAUCUCUUAUAUUAAUUUUGAUCCAUGAGCAUAACUGUUAUGCCAAUUGUUAAAUGGUUAUUUCGUGACACAUUUUGUAGUUUAUUAUAAUCGGGACUAUAUUCAGUGUCAUAGUUUUCACAUUGCAGUUGCACACUAAUUGAUGGGAAAGGAGCAGAUGCUUCUGUUAUCUUAUCAACAUCUCAAAAUAAAUAUGAUGCAUCCCCUAUUUACGGUCAUGAUGAGGAACAGAAAGUACGUAUUUCUUGGCAGGUGUAUGACAUAAGCAAACAAUCCCCUUUAAUCUUCUUCCAAGCAUUCUCAGUAAGAAACAUUUCAUCAUAGGGUUAGUUUAGUUAUGAGUGUCAAACGUGAAGAGAUUAAUUAAAUACUCUCCCAGCAUACAUUUAGUUCAGGGUCACUAAGCAAAUGUUUAUUUGGACACAAUGCACAAGAUAAGCAUGUGCACAACUGCAUGUAAAAAUGUAACAACUAUGAUGAUGUGUUUCACUCACAAUCUGUAUCAUGUUUUAGGUUACACACUCAAUGAUAAAUCACAUGGGACACGUUCAACAAUACACACUAGUUUGAAAUCUGAUGGACCCUAAUGGAAAGAUGUUUUUAUCCACAGUGCUUCUGUUACAAUAGCCUGACUAGAAGGAAUUGGCUGAUACAAUGUUACACCACAUAGUACUGUAAUCACAAUAAAUAUAUGUAAUCGCUACAUCCUGGGACAUCCACUACAUUCACUGUAGAAGCUGCCAAAAUAAAUGAAGACUUGAUAAAUAAAUAAAUAUGCCAAAUAAAUGCAAAA